This is a messenger RNA of Hordeum vulgare subsp. vulgare (domesticated barley), 426 nucleotides long. Its product is annotated as lysine-rich arabinogalactan protein 19-like. The transcript has 4 exons. Bases 1 to 426 code for a protein of 141 amino acids. NCBI's taxonomy places the organism in Eukaryota, Viridiplantae, Streptophyta, Magnoliopsida, Poales, Poaceae. The record is from RefSeq and is a predicted model, not a curated record.
AUGGCCGUCCCCGUCACCUCUACGGUUGCCACUUCUGCGACCUCGCCGGCCCGCCAAGGGGACGACCCCAUGGACACGGACGACGUCGUUUCGUCUCAACCAGGGGCGAUCUGCCUGGACGAGGGUGACCACGGGAGAGCUGACCCCAUCGUGGAGCCUGCCCAAGAGCCUGUCCUGGAGCCUGUCCUUGAGGCCGCUCUUCCUGCUGCCGCCCCCGCCGCCAACGCUCCCCCGACCGAAAUGCCUCCCCCGACUGAAGUGCCUCCACCGACUGAACCGGUGCCGGUGGGUGAAGAACCUACUAGGGCGAACCUUGGGAUGCCCCAUGAACUUUCCACGAUUCCUGCUACCCGCAUCGCGGAUGGAAUCGACUUGGACACUUUUGUGGAACCCUCCAGUCCAGACACCGGCCUAGCUGACGCAUGA